Parastagonospora nodorum SN15 is the source of this 1644-nucleotide messenger RNA. RefSeq lists its product as hypothetical. Bases 349 to 1644 code for a protein of 431 amino acids. Lineage: Eukaryota; Fungi; Ascomycota; Dothideomycetes; Pleosporales; Phaeosphaeriaceae. Gene Ontology annotation, biological process: intracellular signal transduction; protein phosphorylation. The transcript is spliced from 2 exons. The record is from RefSeq and is a predicted model, not a curated record. Gene Ontology annotation, molecular function: protein serine/threonine kinase activity; ATP binding.
CACCAUCAUCAUCAUCAUCACCUCCAAAUACCUCUACCUUCUUCCCACACUCCUUCGCUGAAGUCGUACCCAUCGUUCUCUAUCGACCUUGUCCACGUCCAAGCCUCGUCAUCCUUUGUACCCACUGUACAUCUUUGACUCAGAGCCGGUCACCUGACCAAUCCUGAUACCGGUGCCAAGGCAACAUCAUUGCUAUAAUACGCUCCUCAAAUCUGAACUUCCAUUCAGGACUUUCGACACUCUCCACUUGGAAUUAUCUUCUUGUUUCUUCCAGGUACUCUAACAUUGUCCUUGAGGCCUUCAUUGGACCUACGAGGACUUUCUUCUUCUUCUUCCUCCCAUCUCAGCAUGUACCCGACGCCACCAGCAUCUCCUACUCACAAUGGAUUCUGUACGCCGGAAGACCGACUAGGACAAGUCCUUGCUGGAAGAUUACAACUUACUGGAAUCCUUGGAGUAGGAGCAUACGGUGUUGUCUACACAGCGGUUGACAUUCAAACAAACAUUCCAUAUGCUGUGAAGGCACUCAAUAAAGUAGGGCUUGAGCCUCGCCAGCGGAAAUUUCAGCAACGGGAAAUCCAGCUUCAUCACCAGGCCGGUGCUCACCCCAAUGUAGUCUCACUGGUCAAGAUUAUGGAUGCCCCGGACUGCACUUAUGUUGUCAUGGAAUACUGCCCAGAAGGUGACUUGUUCUCGAACAUCACAGAGCAGGGCAAGUAUGUUGGCAACGAUGACCUGAUCAAGCGAGCUUUCCUUCAGAUUUUGGAUGCCGUGGAGUACUGCCAUUCCAUCGGAAUCUACCACAGGGACCUAAAGCCGGAAAAUGUCUUGGUCACUGACCAGGGCAUGACAUGCAAACUCGCUGAUUUUGGACUUGCCACCACUGACCACGUCACCUCGGAUUUUGGAUGCGGCUCCACGUUUUACAUGUCACCUGCACCCAAGGCCUACUCAUGUUAUGCCUCGGCGCCCAAUGACGUGUGGAGUCUUGGUGUCAUGCUCGUCAACUUGACUUGUGGGCGCAACCCCUGGAAGCGUGCUUCUUUCGAGGACAGCACUUUCCGUGCAUUCAUGAAGGACCCUAAGUUCCUGCGCUCCAUUCUGCCUAUCUCACUCGAGUUGGAUGCGCUUCUCCAAAGGAUGUUUGAAUUCAACCCAGCGAAAAGAGCGACCAUCCCCGAGAUUCGUGAGAUGAUCCUUCGCUGCCCCUCCUUCUCACCGUCAAGGUCAGCGGUCUCAUCACCACUUCCUUCUCCUCCAUUCAGCCCGGUGGAUUAUGCGCAGGAACAGAUCUUCAACGGAUGUUACCAGGUUCCAUCCAUCCCGUCUGUUGCUCCUCUUCCCGGCCCAGCCUACUCGCCUGCGCCAUUUCAACACUCCACAUCUUCAGGCAGCUCAGACUCAGACAAUGAUUCUGUGUUCUCUUCCUGCUCUUCAGCCUCUUCAGCCUCGUCUACAUCUUCUUACCGAAAUAUUUCGCCGGCCCCAGUUCACAAAUUUUCUUCUCGGGUUCCUCAGCCAACAUACGUUUCACCUCAGCCUGCAGGCAAUACUUGGUUCCAGCCUUUCAUCCAGGCCGCCAACAUUGUCAAGCAUGUGUCAUUUCAGCCCUCGAUGAUGGCUCAGCCUGUCCACGUCUACUAA